UUCAUUGUUCAGUUCGUUCAAACUUUUCCAGGGACGGCCUUGGCGGCUUCUAUGCCAACUUAUCUCUCUCUCUCUCUCCUUCCUUGUUCAUAUAAUAUUCAAAUCUAACGUAUUUUUGUUCUGGAUUCAGCUGGAAAUUGAGAAAUUAUUGAGUUGAUUACGGUAAUCUCUCUCGCAAUUCAUCGUGGUUCAUGCAACUAUUGAUUAUACAUGGUUUUUCCCCUGGGUUCAGCGGGAAAUGAGUAUUGGCAUGUGUUCAAUUGAUUAUGGUCCUUCAAUCUCAAAGGACUGCUAUUUCAGAUCUGAUGAAGAGCUUGAAGGGUUAAAAUAAUAGAUUGGUUUGUAUAAAUUCAAAAUUUUGAAUUUAAGAUAAUUGAGGAGGAUUUGGGAAUCAUGCUAUCUACUCAGAAAUGGAAAUGCUCAUGGUCCCUGGUGGCAUCCAUAGCUUCAAUCGUGGCAUUAGUUUCAGUGGUUCAUCUGUUCCUGUUUCCUGUGGUGCCAUCUUUAGAUUACUUCAGUGCAAGGCAAUUUCAGAACUCCUGUGUCCCAAUUAAUGGGUCAAUUGAAGGAGGCAAAGACAAUGUCCCAUUGAAUCAAUCAAUUGAAGGAAGCAGGGACAAGGCUGUGCAAAAUCCACAGCAAGUGCUUGAUUUAAAUGUUCAGUUUCCGGCUGACUUACACAAUGCGGUGGUUUACCGUGGCGCUCCAUGGAAGACUGAGAUUGGCCGGUGGUUGUCCGGUUGUAACUCAAAUACUACGGCAGUCAAAAUUGUUGAGAAAAUUGGUGGCCAGAGAUGCAAAAGCGACUGUAGUGGUCAAGGCGUUUGUAAUCGUGAACUGGGACAGUGUCGCUGCUUUCAUGGAUUCAGUGGGGAAGGAUGUUCUGAAAGAUUGCAGUUAAAUUGCAAUUUCCCAGUAUCAGAAGCUCAGCCAUAUGGGCGAUGGGUUGUCUCAAUUUGCGCUGCUUCUUGUGACACAACUAGAGCAAUGUGCUUCUGUGGUGAAGGCACAAGAUACCCAAAUCGCCCUGUUGCUGAAGCAUGUGGGUUUAAAGUGAACUUGCCUUCUGAACCUGGUGGUCCUGCCCUAACUAACUGGACAAAAGCUGACCUGGAUAAUGUUUUCACAACAAAUGGUAGCAAACCAGGAUGGUGUAACGUGGAUCCGGUGGAAGCCUAUGCUUCAAAGGUGCAUUUUAAAGAGGAAUGUGAUUGCAAGUAUGAUGGUCUGUGGGGAAGAUUUUGUGAGGUGCCUGUGCUAUGCACUUGUAUCAAUCAAUGUUCCAGCAAUGGGCAUUGCCGUGGUGGAUUUUGUCAGUGUAAUACCGGCUGGUACGGGGCAGAUUGCAGUAUUCCAUCUGUUUUAUCAUCCAUUACAGAAUGGCCCCAAUGGCUUCGACCAGCUCAGGUAAGUGUUCCUGAAAAUGCACGUGUCACGGAGAAUCCUCUCUAUCUCGAUGCUGUGGCGGAAAAGAAAAGACCCCUCAUCUAUGUUUAUGAUUUGCCACCAGAGUUUAACAGUCUACUCCUGGAGGGACGGCAUUAUAAGCUUGAGUGUGUAAACAGAAUCUAUGAUGACAGGAAUGCUACAAUAUGGACAGAUCAGCUGUAUGGUGCACAGAUGGCUAUCUAUGAAAGUAUAUUAGCUAGCCCUUAUCGAACAUUAAAUGGUGAAGAAGCUGAUUAUUUCUUCGUUCCAGUUCUUGAUUCGUGCAUUAUAACUCGUGCUGAUGAUGCCCCCCACUUGAGCAUGCAGGAUCACCAGGGCUUGAGGAGCUCUCUAACUCUAGAAUUCUAUAAGAAGGCACAUGAUCAUAUUGUUGAGCAAUAUCCAUUCUGGAAUCGCACAUCAGGAAGAGAUCACAUUUGGUUUUUCUCAUGGGAUGAAGGUGCUUGCUAUGCCCCAAAGGAGAUAUGGAACAGCAUGAUGUUGGUUCACUGGGGUAAUACAAAUUCAAAGUAUAACCAUUCGACAACAGCAUACUGGGCUGACAACUGGGAUCGAAUCUCUUCUGACAGGAGGGGCAACCAUCCGUGCUUUGACCCUGAUAAAGAUCUUUUACUUCCUGCAUGGAAGCGUCCUGAAGAAAAUUCCCUGAGCUCUUACCUUUGGGCUAGGCCUCGUGGGAAGCGGAAGAUACUUUUCUACUUUAAUGGAAAUUUAGGCCCAGCUUACGAAAAAGGAAGACCAGAAGCUACGUAUAGCAUGGGUAUCAGGCAGAAAGUGGCAGAAGAGUUUGGAUCUAGCCCUGAUAAGGAAGGGAAGCUUGGGAAACAACAUGCAGAAGAUGUGAUUGUGACCCCACUUCGCUCAGACAAUUAUCACGAGGAUUUGGCAAGUUCUAUUUUCUGCGGAGUUAUGCCUGGAGAUGGAUGGAGUGGCCGAAUGGAAGAUAGUAUUUUACAAGGGUGCAUACCUGUGGUCAUUCAGGAUGGAAUUUUCCUGCCAUAUGAGAAUGUGCUCAUCUAUGAAAGUUUUGCUGUUCGGAUUCAUGAAGAUGAAAUACCAAACAUGAUAAACAUCCUCCGGGGAAUCAAUGAAACAGAGAUACAGUUCAUGUUGGAAAAUGUACAAAAGAUCUGGCAGAGAUUCUUGUAUCGUAAUUCUAUUUUGCUCGAGGCUGAGAGACAGAAAACUGCAUUUGCGCAUGUGGAGGAUUGGGCUGUAAAGGUUUUAAAACUCAGAGAAGAUGAUGUUUUUGCCACAUUCAUACAGGUUUUGCACUACAAGUUACACAAUGAUCCUUGGAGACAGCAGCUUGCUCAUGUGGAAAAGCAGUUUGGAGUACCUAGAGAAUGCUUGAUAAAAACACAGUAAAGACCUGUACAAAAACAUCGAAGUAAUUUGAUAGAAAUACAGCAACAGGAGAGCUCUUGUGGUGGCAAGAAUUGCCCAACCGCCGGCUGUCUGUGUGAUGGAAUUCUGAUUGAAGAAGCUACUUCAUAACUUGCCAGAGAUCUCCAUUAGCGACACAGCUACACCUAAAGCCAAAUAUUUAAUGAUUGUAUCAUUUCUAGCCAAUUUUCCGAGCCAUAUACAAAUUUUUUCCUGUUUUCUCAUUUUUUCUUGGAUGCGAUAUGUAUAAUUUUUAUGCUUUUUUGCUUACUCUUUUGGUGAAAAGAUGAACAUGAGGCACCAAUACCUUAAUUUACUUUAUUUUA
This is a messenger RNA of Ilex paraguariensis (yerba mate), 3161 nucleotides long. The record is from the annotation of a GenBank genome assembly. Lineage: Eukaryota; Viridiplantae; Streptophyta; Magnoliopsida; Aquifoliales; Aquifoliaceae.